Molecule: messenger RNA, 2171 nt
Organism: Daldinia decipiens
Lineage: Eukaryota; Fungi; Ascomycota; Sordariomycetes; Xylariales; Hypoxylaceae
Product: glycoside hydrolase family 43 protein
Exons: 3
Coding region: 515-1705 (396 amino acids)
Biological process (GO): carbohydrate metabolic process
Molecular function (GO): hydrolase activity, hydrolyzing O-glycosyl compounds
Source: RefSeq, a predicted model, not a curated record
GCAAGGGGCAGAAGUAGAAGAAGGGGAAUAAGGGGAAUAAGGGGGGGAAGGGGAGGGGGAAAAGCAAGCUAAGGGGGAAAGGAGGAACUUACGCGGUCAUGUUCGGGCAACUGCGAUGUCGUCCGUUACACAUAAAUUUUGGAAUUUUGUUAAAUAUCGAGUCAUCUUCCAAAUCAUACCUUCGUGUCUGCUUCACAUCCUCGACCUGUGACACUGGAUUGACUGGAUUAAUCACCUGGUCAUGUACAAUCAACCUCCAAAAGACAGGCUGUGAUCUUGUCCACCUUCUCCGCUCGCGUCGUCAGCUACCGUCGUUAGACAACCUCCUAUAACCUUAUAGCAGCCAGAAAUCCAACGAUAGCCACUUGUUCUUUAUCUUAAUCACAACUUUUAACCUUUUCUUCCUCUUUCAUCUUACGAAUGAAACCUAAUUUCGUACUCGCAGAUCGGCCAUACUGAAACAAGCACAGUUUUAAAUCUACGUCACCAGCCGAAAGUCAAUCAAGAGGAGCAAAUGCUCUAUAUCUUUCUCCGGGACGCCCUAGCGGGUGCGAGCCGCGCGUUAGCCUCGAUAAUGUCGAUGGAGAAUCCCGCAGCUAUGCAAUACGACAACUCGACUCUCACCAUUACUUCUAUCGGCACUCCGGACCCCUUCGUAACCCUCUUCAGAGGCCGCUAUUACCUCACCUUCACUGCCGGAAAUAGAGUCGAGAUAUGGUCAUCCCGUAGCCUGGCUGACAUCGAGAGCUCUGCUGCUAGACAUAUAAUUUGGACUCCUCCACAGGGCACCGACCACUCCGCCGAUCUUUGGGCCCCCGAACUUCAUGCUCUGCAUGGCCGAUGGUACGUCUACUACGCCGCUGCGAACCCGGCUCAUGGGAACAAGAGCCACCGGAUGUAUGUUCUGGGAGGGCCACCGGCAUCCGAGGACCCUUGCCGGGGUCAGUGGGAAUUCCUAGGUCGUAUUAAUGAGAUGCCGGACCACUGGGCGAUCGACGGUACUGUAUUCGAGAUGAAUGGGCAUCUGUACUUUGUAUAUUCGGGUUGGCCUCUCGAUGACCCUGAUGAUUCGUCCGAUCUCAUACAGCAGCUGUAUAUUAUGAAACUUGAGGACCCGACGAGCGCUGCAAGUCCUGCCAUUGUCAUAUCCCGCCCGCAGCAUCCCUGGGAAAUUACACGCGAAGGUAACGGCACGGACCAUGGCAUCAAUGAGGGGCCGCAGUUCUUGAGCUCACCCGACGGAGGUAUCUCUUGGCAGGGUUUAGUCUACUCGUGUGCCGGUAGCUGGACCCAUGAAUACAAGAUGGGGUUAUUGCAGUAUAUAGGUGGUGACCCAUUAGAUCCUACUUCGUGGCGGAAAGGAGAAGAGCCGCUCGUCCAGACGCGAAGACAUGGUACCGGUCCCUUUGGGCCAGGCCAUGGGUCAUUCCUCAAUAUAGGUGGACAAGUUGUGGCUAUAUACCACGCGACCGAUAGUCCAACGGACGGGUGGGAGAACCGCAGGGCAAGGGCACAGAGGGUAGCGUUUACAGACGAGGGACCGUACAUGGGCCGAUCAUUUGGUAUGGAACCUCCCCGUCCAGAGAGCGGUAGCUUAGUCCGUCGCCUGAAGCAGAAAUUGGGAAUGGACGGCCGCGGCAAGCAGGAAUUGGCCAGCGAGAAGAGCCUAAAGACCCUGCUAGGGAACAGGGCGGCGUAUACUUAGAUAUAAGACAAAGACAGGAUCAAGUGUAAAAGGUAAGAUAGAUCGAGUGGAAGUAUAGGAUUGAAUUAUGUCUAUGUCAGGGUCCCGGUGGCAUGACGGAAUUGGGGCUUUUCUAUGUAUUACGAAAUAAAUAAGUUAUUUCUUGUCGUGGGUUGCUGAGAAUACGAAGGUAUGAGUUCUGUGUGUUAGAUAUAUAACUGUUGAGGCUACGGGAUCCGAGAUGCUUUUUUGCUUAUUGACUUGCUUGGUAUUUUAUAAUAUAGCUUAUAGAAGUAGAUUUACCCUUCGAGUUGUAAUAUUACCUGUAGGGAGGGCGCCCUAAGAUUGGGCCUUUCAUCUUUCUAAGAAGGAACUACAUAAGUACCUAAUACGACACCCUCGGCAAGGAGAGGUGGAAUAAUUUUAUAGCCACCAUAUUCGAGGUAUGGUUUUGGGGGGGGGGGUACAAGAAAAGUUAGACACUGGA